AUGUCCGAAAGUAAAGAGACUGCCACAAUACCAUUCGAAGCCCUUCCGUUAGACCCUACUGGGCCUUGUGGGAAUGCGUGGGGACGAUUCGGACCAAACGAUGAAUUGGGAACAUUGAAUCUCCUCACGCCAGAGGUAGUUGUCGAUGCUGCAAAGGAAAUCAAGACGGGGAUACGAAUUUCCCUCGACUGGCCGCUGAGCAUGCCAUCAUUUCCGAGUUUUAAUCGCGAUCCGUUCAAACAGGAGCUAGUGCUUCGGAAUCCGAACUGCGUUUUUGACGAUAUAUUGACUUUCAAUUCCCAAGGGUCUUCGCAAUGGGAUGGCUUUAGACAUUAUGCUGUUGUCGAGCAUGGUGGCAUGACUGGCCGCGGUGUCCUUCUAGACUUCGCCGACUGGGCUAAAACAAAUUCUCUUUCUAUAUCAGCGCUCGAGUCACAGGCAAUUACUCUCGAGAGUAUAAAGCAAGUAGUGAAGGAUCACAAGCUGGAAUUUAGAAAAGGCGAUAUUUUGUUAAUUCGCAGCGGAUUUACUGCCGCCUACAAUGAAUUGGACGAACAGCAGCAAAGAGAUAUGCCAAACCGUCAAACCCCAGAUUUUAGUGGCGUUGAAGCCACAGAGGAUAUGCUUCGAUGGCUAUGGGAACGCCAAUUCGCAGCUGUUGGUGGUGAUGCUCCUAGCUUCGAGCGCGCUCCGAUUCGUGGUAGCCACGCCGACCCGAACUUUAACAUCCAUGAAUGGGUGCUAGCAGGUUGGGGAACACCAAUUGGUGAAAUGUUUGACCUGGAGAAGCUUUCUGCUCACUGUAAGGCGACGGGGAGAUAUAGUUUCUUCCUGUCUAGUAUGCCACUCAAGGUUCAAACACUGAUGCGCAGGUGGUUCUAUCAGGUAGUGGGUGGAGUCGCUAGCCCCCCGAAUGCAUUUGCCAUUUUUUAA
Molecule: messenger RNA, 933 nt
Organism: Penicillium angulare
Lineage: Eukaryota; Fungi; Ascomycota; Eurotiomycetes; Eurotiales; Aspergillaceae
Exons: 3
Coding region: 1-933 (310 amino acids)
Molecular function (GO): arylformamidase activity
Source: RefSeq, a predicted model, not a curated record